AUGACGAUCAAUAACAAUACCAUGCAGCUUGAUUCUUCUUCAGCAACAAUCCCUGCCUCCACCCCUGAACGCGUAUCAUCAUUAGACAACACAAACCCAGGUGAUUAUGAAACAACUAAUGUAAGCCAUAUUUCGUCAUCGCACGAGGCCCAAACAGACUUUGAAAUGGAAAUUGAUGACCACCUACCUUUGACCCAAUCACAAAAAGAAGACUUAAUAGACACUCAAUCAUGGGCGAAUGAUACUGAAACCACACCAGCUAUACUAUUCACUAAUAAUCUAUCCAAUGAUAUUCGUUUAAUACCACCAGAAGAUGAACAGCAAAAGAUCCUUGAUUUUUGCAAUGAAAUUACCUUAUGUAAUCGAUCCCCAGAAGCCAUUAUCAAUCUUUUCUUAAAAUUCAGAGACGAACCUAGAGACUUUAUGAAUAACGCCAUCAAAAACUCUCUUGACAAUAACAUUCCAAAGCGAAAGUGCAUGACACUCAUCCGUAACAUAGACCCUCUCAAACAUUACUCCAGUGCCAUAAGAGCCAUCAAGAGAGCAAUUAAUGCAUCAAAAAACAAUAACAGUGAAGAUAUCUUCUCAAGACUUCCAGUCAUCGCCUCAUCAGCUUUACGAAAAAUUACCA
This is a messenger RNA of Acaulospora colombiana, 631 nucleotides long. The record is from the annotation of a GenBank genome assembly. NCBI's taxonomy places the organism in Eukaryota, Fungi, Glomeromycota, Glomeromycetes, Diversisporales, Acaulosporaceae.